Cutaneotrichosporon cavernicola is the source of this 237-nucleotide messenger RNA. RefSeq lists its product as uncharacterized. The record is from RefSeq and is a predicted model, not a curated record. Lineage: Eukaryota; Fungi; Basidiomycota; Tremellomycetes; Trichosporonales; Trichosporonaceae. Bases 1 to 237 code for a protein of 78 amino acids. The transcript has a single exon.
AUGCUCGGUGUCUUCCGCUCCAUCAUCAAAUGGAUUCGCUCCCCUUGCGGCGGAGGCAACCGGGAUGAUGGCCUCAUCUGGGUCGACCCAGAGCUCGACAGGUCCUUCCGAGGUCCCACCGACAACCUCACUUAUGUGCGUCCCCUGCGCGACCCUCACUUCCGUGUCGUUAACGGGCGCCAGAUGGGUGUCGAACCCCACCCCAGCCAUCGCAUGCGCCGGGUCCAUUUCAAGUAG